GUCAGCGGACUGCUGAAAACAGCUUGUUUAUAAAAAUAUGGCUGCCAGAAAUUGCAGCUUACACAGGAAAAAAAGAUGAAUAUGUUUUCAGAAAAUUCAGUUAGCUAGUAAUACAUAUCCAGUUUUGUUCAUAUUCUAAUACAAACUAACGUCUAGUUACUAUAUAAGCACAAGAUGCAGACCGUUUUGCUAUUUAUUUCUUUAUUUUCUAUGGCGUGUGCAUCAAUGCCAUUGGCUAUUCUGCAUAUAAAAGGUCCAGCUGGCUCUGCUGACUUGUGUGCUAUUUAUAAUCCACAUUAUUCCGCCAUACCAAUGACAUUGCAAAGAACACCGCUUUACAAAGUAUUUCAGCCUGAUCCACCGGAUGGCUGUGGAGAUUAUGUUGCCAUAAACACAACAAAUUCGUCAUCCUUUGUCAUUGCAUCAGCAAAUUGUACACCGUUUAAAAAGUUUCUGCAUGCAUACCAUGCAUCUGCAAAACAAGUUAUAGUAAUAAGCGAUACUAGUUCAGCAACAGACUUUCCUGUCGGCAGAUCAGACCAACAUGAACAAGUGCACAUUUCUGUUGGUAUGAUAGCCAAGCGUUCAUGGAGCGCAGUUAAGAACAAAUUAGGCAGUCCAAUGUAUGCUCAAUUAUAUCAUCCCCACGAUCCUUUAUUUGAUCCCAACUUGAUUGUCAUAUGGUUAAUAGCUGUGUUUACAGUUGUAGUAGGCUCUUAUUGGUGUGGUUUAACUCUUCAGAGAAGCUUGGAAGAAUCUGACUCUUCGAAAAAAGAUGAAGAUGAAGAAGGGAAUGAUUUUCCCAUCACCACUGUCAUGGUGUUCAUUUUCAUCUUUAUGAUCUGCACUGUGUUGUUGCUGUUAUACUUUUUUUAUAAAUAUCUUAUCUUUGUUGUGAUUGGUCUGUUUGCCAUUGCAGCAACAAGUGGCACAUAUGAGUGCAUGUCAGGACUUUUAUCACUUCUUAAAUGUGGACAGUGUAGAGUUCCAGAAAAUAACCUGCCAAUAUUAAAGCAUCAACCAGAAAUCCGAAAUAUCAUUUUAUUCUUUUGCUGCCUUGCUUUAAGUAUAUACUGGAUUGUGAUUAGGAAUACACCUUACUCCUGGAUAUUGCAAGACUUUCUUGGUGUAUGUUUUUGUAUCAGUCUACUAAAAGUCAUUAGAUUACCAAAUUUUAAAAUUAGCAUGAUCCUACUGCUGGCUUUACUGGUGUACGAUAUAUUCUUCGUCUUCAUCACUCCGUUCUUCUCUGCACAAGGCAAGAGUGUGAUGGUGGAGGUGGCCACAGGAAAGGGAGGCAAUGAACAGCUACCAAUGGUAAUUAGAGUUCCAAAAGUUAUAAAAACCGCUUUAUCGCUGUGUGAAAGACCGUACUCUAUACUAGGAUUUGGUGAUAUUCUGUUACCUGGUCUAUUUGUCGCAUUUUGUCACAACUUUGACGUCAUCGCGAAGACGAAGCACAAAGUUUACUUCAUAGCUACAAGUAUCGCGUAUGGUCUCGGUUUAUGCGCGACAUUUGUAGCGUUGAUGGCAAUGAAAGUUGGUCAACCCGCUUUGCUGUAUCUUGCACCAAGUGUUCUUUUAGCUGCAACCCUGGUCGGAUGUAUUAGGGGAGAAUUUAAAGCGUUAUGGUAUGGACGAGUUAUGGAAUCUAAGCAUCCUGAUCCCGAUGUGAUGCAUUCAGAUGAUUCAAUCGAAAAAGAAAAACUAUUAGAUCAUUCAAGGACUCCGUAGAUAAUAAAGUUUUUUUAAAAUGGACUGUAAAUCUCUUUCAGAAACGAAAACUGCGUAGAAAUUUUUUAAAUUAAUUUUUUGUACAAUUUUUUAAAAUUCUAUAAAUUUACAUUUUGUCUAGUCCUGCACUUGCGAAAUAUAUAUAUUUUCAGGGA
Hydractinia symbiolongicarpus is the source of this 1889-nucleotide messenger RNA. RefSeq names its product signal peptide peptidase-like 2B. Gene Ontology annotation, cellular component: cytoplasmic side of endoplasmic reticulum membrane; lysosomal membrane; Golgi-associated vesicle membrane. The coding region runs from base 175 to 1734 and encodes 519 amino acids. The record is from RefSeq and is a predicted model, not a curated record. The transcript is spliced from 12 exons. Lineage: Eukaryota; Metazoa; Cnidaria; Hydrozoa; Anthoathecata; Hydractiniidae. Gene Ontology annotation, molecular function: aspartic endopeptidase activity, intramembrane cleaving. Gene Ontology annotation, biological process: membrane protein proteolysis.